AUGGAAGUAGGGGAUGAAAUAGACUCAGAUCAUCACCCGAUAAUAGUGACCCUGAAAGGGGGAGAAAAGGAGAAUAGAAUGAGGGAGGAGAAAAGAAAAGCAAUAUCAAUAGGGAACUGGACAGAACAAGGAAGGGAAAAAUUCAGAGAAGGAAUAAUUUGGAGAAAGCCGAGGAAAGGAAAUCUGGAAGAGGACAUGGAAAUUAUGUUGGAGGAAUUUAGGAAAGGAAUGGAGAGCGGGAGAGAGAAGGAGAAGAAAAGCAAAAGAAAGAAGGGGUGGUGGGACGAAGAGUGCGGGAAGAGGAAAAAAGAAGUGAGAAAGGUGCUAAGAGAUUGGAGGAAAGGGAAGGAGGAAAAAGAAAGCUACAAAAAGGCAAAAAAGGAAUACAGCAGGUUGCACGAAGUUAAAAAGAAAGAAGAAAAUGAGAGAUUCGUGAAAGAGGCGGAAAAUGCGAAAACGGACAGAGAAGUAUGGAGGAUAAUAAACACGGAAAGGAAAAAGAGAGGAAGGAUCACGACGAGCAUUAAGGAAGAGGAAUGGAAAAACCACUUUAUGCACCUCCUGGGAGGGACGGAAGAAAAAGUGGUCCUGGGAGGAGAAAGAGAAAGAGAAGUAGAGAGUGACGAGGAAGAAGAAAUUAGUAGGGAGGAGAUUAGAAAAGCGAAAGUCAAACUAAAGGACGGAAAAGCGGUGGGAGGGGAUGGAAUACCGAACGAGGUGUGGAAAUACGGAGGCCCGGAGGUAACGGAGUGGGUAUGGGAGACUUGUAACAGAGUCUGGAAGGGAGAGGGAUGGCCAGAAGGAAAGCAGACCAACGACUACAGAGGGGUGACGUUGAUGCCCACGUUAUACAAAAUAUAUGCAGCAGUCCUGACGGAAAGAUUGAGGGAGGAGAUGGAGGGAUAG
Messenger RNA from Osmia lignaria (orchard mason bee), 906 nucleotides. The record is from RefSeq and is a predicted model, not a curated record. NCBI's taxonomy places the organism in Eukaryota, Metazoa, Arthropoda, Insecta, Hymenoptera, Megachilidae.